Budorcas taxicolor (takin) is the source of this 2560-nucleotide messenger RNA. It is a transcript of the gene RAB35, whose product is annotated as RAB35, member RAS oncogene family. Lineage: Eukaryota; Metazoa; Chordata; Mammalia; Artiodactyla; Bovidae. Gene Ontology annotation, cellular component: plasma membrane; endosome membrane. The transcript is spliced from 6 exons. Gene Ontology annotation, molecular function: GTPase activity; GTP binding. The record is from RefSeq and is a predicted model, not a curated record. Gene Ontology annotation, biological process: endocytic recycling; Rab protein signal transduction. The coding region runs from base 31 to 636 and encodes 201 amino acids.
CGCGCGCGCGCGCGCGCCUCCCCCGCCGCCAUGGCCCGGGACUACGACCACCUCUUCAAGCUGCUCAUCAUCGGCGACAGCGGUGUCGGCAAGAGCAGCUUACUGUUACGUUUCGCAGACAACACUUUCUCAGGCAGUUACAUCACCACUAUCGGAGUGGAUUUCAAGAUUCGCACUGUGGAGAUCAACGGGGAGAAAGUGAAGCUGCAGAUCUGGGACACGGCUGGGCAGGAGCGCUUCCGCACCAUCACCUCCACGUAUUAUCGGGGGACCCAUGGGGUCAUCGUGGUCUACGACGUCACCAGCGCUGAAUCCUUCGUCAACGUGAAGCGGUGGCUUCAUGAAAUCAACCAAAACUGUGAUGACGUGUGCCGGAUCCUAGUGGGGAAUAAGAACGACGACCCCGAGCGCAAGGUGGUGGAGACGGAAGACGCCUACAAGUUCGCUGGGCAGAUGGGGAUCCAGUUGUUUGAGACCAGCGCCAAGGAGAAUGUCAACGUGGAAGAGAUGUUCAACUGCAUCACAGAGCUGGUCCUCCGGGCAAAGAAGGACAACCUAGCAAAACAGCAGCAGCAACAACAGAAUGACGUGGUGAAGCUCACGAAGAACAGUAAACGGAAGAAACGCUGCUGCUAAUGCCCCCAGCCCAUUGCAGAGACUGCGCUGCUGCCGUGCCCCCCGCCCCGGGCCGGGGGCUCCUCUCCUGGGGGACAGUCUCAGUUCCGUGCCGUUAUUUAAAGAAUUCUCUCCACGUUUUUGUACUGGGAGGCGCCGUCGGGACUUCCUCUCCCCCGAGUGCCAAGAAGGUGUGGGACGGCCUGCUCUUCCCUUCCGGCGCCCCUGUCCCCCGGCUGAGCGCCCGGGCUGGCGGGGACGCUGCCAGCCAAGCGGACUGAUUAACCGGAGUCUGUACAUAGUGUAUAUCGCUUUAACCAGCGCGCCACCCUCGUCCCGCUCCGGCUUUUGCCUCCUUCGUGCCAGCCUGCUGCGACACCCCCUCCCCUCCCCACCCUACCCCGACUUACCGCCAGCAGCUUCCGGAGAGGACAGGAUCACGUUCUAGAACAAGUACCUUUUGCCAACCUGGGGUGGUGCCGUGGGCUCCACGGGACUCGUUCUCUCUCACUGGCAUCAGCGUCUCCAUCCCCGCUUGGAGGGCUGGCCCCCACCCCUCCCCAUCCCGCCUCGUCACCGCUCCGGCAGCUGGGGGAUCCCGCCUUGAGGUGGGCCCCGGGAUCCCCCUGGAGGUCUGGCCCUUCGCUUCCAGAGGAGGGAUCACUCCUGCCCUCUGGCCCACAGAUUUCUUGUCCUGCCUUCCAGACGCCUCAGCUACAACCCGGGGGAGCCAUGGCUUCUGACUUAUUUAUACCAACCUGUUUGGGUUCCAACAGAAAGGUAGGGGUGUGUUUGUGCACAGAUGGGCUUGCCAUUGGGCGUCUGCUAAGGAGCGUCAUUUUAACAGAUAAAAGUGAAGCCAAAUCAAAUGAAUUAAGUUCCUCAUACUUUUUUCUCUCUUCCUGAGGCUUGGUUGCACAGCAGCAAAAGUUGCAGCCGCCUUACUCUGGGUCCAGUGUUUUUAGAAAAAAUGGCUUCCUGUUGCCACGGAGCUGGGCUCCUGGCCAUUUGUUGGUGGGAAAGGAGGGGCCUCCCUUGGAGUCACGGGUCUCCAGUGAGCACCCGGCACCCCUCAGUGUGGGGGAGCGGGUGUCGGGCCGCUGGGUCCUGGGGAUGGUGCCUCUGAGCUGGAUGUAGGCGGCCUUGGGGUGCUCUGGGCCUGGGGAGGCGGGGCUGGGGGUUGGCAGCACAAAGGCAGCAUGAGAACUUCUUGGCGGGUGGCAGGGAAUGGCCGCCUGGGCUGGGCGCCAGCCAUGACUCGCGCUGGUGCCCUUGGAGGAACCCCCAGGGUCUUUUGCACUUGGUUAUGGUCAGCCUAUCUCCCCUUCGAGGCACUUCAUUCACCUUUCCCCUAAAAGAUCAUGUAACCUGGGAAUAAUUUAUUUCAGCACCAUGAUGUGUUCUAUUAGAUUUCCUUUCCUAGGAGAUUUCCAGGUCAAGCCCUGAUUGGACAAUCACAUCACAGAUUCACUGCAGAUUUCCCAUGUCACUGUUGGUGGGUUUUUAAUCAGUAAAAACUGGGGGUUUCGUCUGACCUGCCUCCACUUCCCCCAAGACUGCUGAAAGCCCGCGGUUCUGGGUGACCGGCCUUCCUCACUCUGGAGCCACGGGACGAGGUGGGGGUGCUCCGGGCCUGGGGAGGUGGGGCUGGGGGCUGGCAGUAGGCAGCCGUCGGGUUGGGUGCUCGGGGCCAUAGCGCGGUCUCAGUCUUCAGGACUGUCCCAGCCACCCCGGGUCCCUGGAGGGUGUGGAGAAUCGGGGCUCGGCCCUGAGCGUUCCGGUGACGCUGGUGUGGCAGAGCUCGCAGAUUUAGGCAAUAAGGGGUGGGGGGUCCUACAAGUUUCCAGCGCAGGCGAGAAGCCUCCGUGGCUUCCGGCUGCUGGACACCCAGACCCAGGUUGGGGGGAAGAUUCGGUGAUGGCAGCGUGCCCGUCCGCAGAGUGUC